This is a messenger RNA of Melospiza melodia melodia, 1228 nucleotides long. RefSeq names its product small ribosomal subunit protein uS3m-like. Gene Ontology annotation, biological process: translation. Gene Ontology annotation, cellular component: mitochondrion. The transcript has 3 exons. The coding region runs from base 173 to 916 and encodes 247 amino acids. The record is from RefSeq and is a predicted model, not a curated record. NCBI's taxonomy places the organism in Eukaryota, Metazoa, Chordata, Aves, Passeriformes, Passerellidae.
AUACCGGGAAUGGGAAAUACCGGGAUUGGGAAAUACCGGGAAUGGGAAAUACCGGGAAUGGGAAAUACGGGGAAUGGGGGACAAACACCGGAAAUAGGGGACACUGGGAAUAGGGACACUGGGGAUGCGGCACACUUAGCCUGGGGCGCACUGGGCAUGGGAGACACUGGGAAUGGGGGUGACAAGGGACACCGGGAAUGGGACACACCGAGGGUGGGGGCGCUGGAUGAGAGGGCCGAGGGCUGCGGUGACACUGGGGACAGCGUGGGGACAGCUGUGGGGUCACAGCAGCGCUGUCCCCACUGCGGGGACACCGGGGCUGCUCCGCUGCUGUCGCCCAGCGGCUCCUGGGGACACGCUGGCGGUGCUGGGGACAGGAGACUGCGAUGUCCCCAGCCCUGGGGACCGGGAUGUCCCCUGCCAGCCGUCCCCAGCCCUGUCCCCUGUGCAGGUCCUUCCCCGUGCCCUCCAUGUCCCCAGCGCCGCCCGGCAGCUCCACACCAGUCCCGUGUGCCUCAAGGCGCGGGCGGCGCGGGUGCGCGCGGGCAAGGGUGACAAGCUGGUGACGUACGAGCAGGCGCACGCCCCGCACCACAUCGGGCACCGCAAGGGCUGGCUGUCCCUGCACACCGGUAACCUGUGCGGCGAGGCGGGCGCGGCCCCGCGGGCCCUGGAGGACGCGUUCCUGCGGCGCUUCCUGGCCGGGACGUUCCCGGGGCUGCUGCUGGACGAGGCGGUGCUGAAGCGCCGCGGGAACCUGCUGGUGCUCUGCGCCCUCCUGGCGCGGGCGCUGCCGCCCCACAAGCUCUACUUCCUGCAGGGCUACGCCGAGACCCUGCUCGGCCACUUCUACAAGUGCCCCGUGCGCCUGGAGCUGCAGACCCUGCCCGCCCGCCUGCCAUACAAGUUCAUCUAGGGUGAACCGGGAAACGGCCCUAAAAAUCCUGUAAAUGGUCCUGGAAAACCUGUAAAUGUUCCUGGAAAACCUGUAAAUGGUCCUGGAAAACCUGCAAAUGGUCCUAAAGGAGUGAUCUGGCGUGUGCCCUAUAAGUUCCUCUAGAAAUAAACCUGUAAAUGUUUCCAAAAAACCUGUAAAUGUUCCUAAAGGACUGCUCUGGGAUGUGCCCUACAAGUUCCUCUAGGAAUAAACGUGUAAAUGCUUCCAAAAAACAUAUAAAUGGUCCUGAAAAACCUAUAAAUGUUCCUGGAAAACCUGUAAAUGUUUCCA